UGCAGAUAUAGAACAUAGAAACGCCGAAAUGCCAUGAAACCAGGAGGAAUCUCUCUAGGAGCACGAAAGCGCUACCCUCCUGGUCCAUGGGGAUUUCCAGUCAUUGGUCACCUGCCUCUGUUUGGCCGUCUCCCCACGGAGACCUUCCUGCAAUGGAGACACUCAUACGGAGACAUUUUCCGUAUCUGGAUGGGCGCCUGGCCGGCCGUGGUGGUGAACGGAUACAGAGCUGUGAAGAAAGCAGCUGAUAAGCCCGGGGAUGUGUUUUUGGACCAACCUGACUUUGUCACAAAUAAGGCACUGCGUGAGGCUUUCAAUGAAAGACAGCAAACUUUGUGA
This is a messenger RNA of Mya arenaria, 339 nucleotides long. Its product is annotated as cytochrome P450 1A2-like. NCBI's taxonomy places the organism in Eukaryota, Metazoa, Mollusca, Bivalvia, Myida, Myidae. The record is from RefSeq and is a predicted model, not a curated record. Bases 34 to 339 code for a protein of 101 amino acids. Gene Ontology annotation, molecular function: monooxygenase activity; oxidoreductase activity, acting on paired donors, with incorporation or reduction of molecular oxygen; iron ion binding. The transcript is spliced from 2 exons. Gene Ontology annotation, cellular component: intracellular membrane-bounded organelle.